CCGGCGUUCAACCUGCGUCACUUACCCAAGGCAUUUUUCUCCGCAGGUCGCAACAUCUACGAAACUUUUUGAUGUUUGCGCCAAACCGUCCAAUUGUUUAGUCAAAUGGGACAGUGAAAUGACUCGCUCCUCCAAGGCUCCCCAGAGAUUUUCUGCGCUCCCCCAAGUCUUCCAGUGAAAUCGGACCAUGAAUGCCAUCCGGCAGACCCAGCUUCUGAACAAGCGCGAGCUCGAGAACGCAACAGCACCCUCUGCCUCCUGGCACGCCGACUACAGGGACACGGCCUGGGUCUACAUAGGCGGCCUACACUUGGACCUGACCGAAGGCGACGUGGUCAUCAUCUUCUCCCAGUACGGCAACCCCACGCACCUCAACCUGAUCCGCGACAAAGAAACGGGCAAAAGCAAAGGGUUCGCUUUCCUGAGAUACGAGGACCAGAGGAGCUGUGACCUGGCGGUGGAUAACUUAGGAGGCGCCGAGGUGUUGGGGCGGCUGUUGAGGGUCGACCACACAAGAUAUAAGAAGAAGGAGGACGAGGACGAGGACACGUAUCGGAUCGACAGGUUGGAAGCCCAGGCGGAGGCUGAAGAGAGCGUCAAUGGCAAUGGGAAGAGGGAGAGCGACGAGACUGGCAACGAAGAUGACGAUGAGGGCGGACGCAGAAGGAAGCGGAGACGGCACCGGCUGAAAGAAGAGGAGGAACUGGAGCAGCUGCUGGCCAUAAAGCAAGACGGAGACGAAGAAGAUCCGAUGAGAGAGUAUCUGAUCAGAGAGAAGCAGGAGGAAGUUGAGAGGGCAAAGGAGAGGAAGAAAGAAAAAAGAAAACACCGACAUCGACGCAGAGAUGACGACGUGGAGGAUGGAAAUGACGAUACCGACGGAGAAGGCGAACACCGGCAUCGACAGCGGCAUCGUGACCCGGAAGACCCUGAUAGGCGAAAAGAUGGGAACGGCAGGCAGCGUACAGGGAGAGACCGGCGAGAGCACAACGACGACAGAAAACAACCAGAAAAGUACAAGGACCGAGGCUCGCGAUAUGACCGAGAUAGAGAUAGGGACAGGGACCGGGACAGAGAGGGGGAGCAUCGUCAUAGUCGUCACCAACGAGGCAGCAGGGAGAGAAGGUCGUCGCGAGACCGUGAUCGUCCCUCCACCAGGAUCGAUGAUUAUUGAUUUGAUGCGUGGACUCUGUCCGACAUGCUAUAUAGUAUGCUAUCCAAAUCAGCAUCGAUCUGUCGGGGAAGCACCGAGCUGGUAUGCUAGGUCUAUUUGGCAACUGCUUGAUCGCAAACACAGGGCGAAUGCAGUUCGAUGCCUCAGCUCGAUUUCUCGCCUUCUUUGAGAAGCUCGACACCUUGCUCCCUCAGUUUGAAUUUCUCUGCGGAAGUCACACGUCAGUCAGUGACAGUCCUCCCACGGCGCAAAGAUCAAUCGAUAAUCGGGCAGGUACUUACGAAUCUUUCCACUGGCCGUCUUUGGAUAGUCCUGCACGAAAAAGACAUAUUUCGGCACCAGAUGAUGACUCAUGCGAUCCUUGACCCAGCUCCUGACUUCUUCGGCGGUUAUAUGGUUCUCGCCUGGUGGCAGAUGAUGCCUGCGAAUGACGAACGCCGCAACGACUUCUCCAUACCUUUGAUCUGGAAGGCCGACUACACUGACUUCGGCGAUCUUGGGGUGUGCGAAGAGACAGUUCUCAAUCUCGAGCGGGUGAAUGUUCUCUCCGCCGCGGAUGAUCAGGUCCUUGAUGCGCCCUGUGAUGCUGACGUAGCCCUCUUCGUCUAUUGAUGCCUCGUCGCCCGUAUGCAUCCAUGCCUUACCGUCCUCGUCGGUUUUGAUGGCUUCUGCUGUCUUUUCUGGCUGGCCCCAAUACUCCUUCAUUACCAAGUAUCCAUGGACCGCAAGUUCGCCUCGUUCACCCACGUUCAGGAUCUUGUCAUGAUCAAAGGGAUCCACCACUUUCGCCUCGACGUGGGGGAGCAGCCGGCCGACGGUAUUGAUGCGCUUCUCAAUUGGGUCAUCCGUCGUUGUCAUCGCAGAGACGGGGGAAGUCUCCGUCAUUCCAUAACAAAUCGUCAACUCCGUCAAAUUUAGAGUCUUGUGCAAUUUCCGCAUCAGCUCGGCAGGCACUGAGGAGCCAGCUGCAAUGCCGGUGCGCAGAUACUGGAAGCCUUCAUAAGCGAUCUUCUCGUCAUCGAGAAGCUCCAGCUCCGCAAGGAACAUGGUGGGUACACCAUAGAGUGCCGUGGCUUUCUCCUCUUGUACAGCCUUCAAGGAGGCCAAAGGAUCGAAUGCCUCGGCGGGGAAGACUAUGGCGGAGCCAUGAGUCGCGGUCGCCAUGUAGCCUAGGAUACACCCAAAGCAAUGGAACAACGGUGGUGGACAGCAUACAACGUCUUCUGGUGUCAGCAACAUGCGGUCGCCUAUUUGAUUGCCGUUGUUGAGAAUUGAUCUGUGCGACAGACAGGCAGCUUUAGGCAUUGACGUGGUGCCAGAUGUGAAUUGAAUGUUGACCGCC
Molecule: messenger RNA, 2516 nt
Organism: Cladophialophora immunda
Lineage: Eukaryota; Fungi; Ascomycota; Eurotiomycetes; Chaetothyriales; Herpotrichiellaceae
Exons: 1
Coding region: 188-1174 (328 amino acids)
Biological process (GO): mRNA splicing, via spliceosome
Cellular component (GO): U2 snRNP; catalytic step 2 spliceosome; precatalytic spliceosome
Molecular function (GO): RNA binding
Source: RefSeq, a predicted model, not a curated record